Messenger RNA from Oncorhynchus kisutch (coho salmon), 7633 nucleotides. Its product is annotated as BTB/POZ domain-containing protein 9. Gene Ontology annotation, molecular function: protein binding. The transcript has 16 exons. The coding region runs from base 214 to 1857 and encodes 547 amino acids. NCBI's taxonomy places the organism in Eukaryota, Metazoa, Chordata, Actinopteri, Salmoniformes, Salmonidae. Gene Ontology annotation, cellular component: cytoplasm. Gene Ontology annotation, biological process: modulation of chemical synaptic transmission; adult locomotory behavior; circadian behavior. The record is from RefSeq and is a predicted model, not a curated record.
CGGGUUGUGACCCAAUCCAUUUGUGUUUGUGAUGGUGGAUUUUUUUUUUGUUCCGAUUGCAAAUUAUUUAUUUUUUUACGCAAACUUGACAUUAAUUCCCAUGAUUUUGAUUGAAUAAAGGGGGAAAUAACUCAAGGAAAUAGUUAUCGUGGAAGGGAGAACUAGCUACGCUUAUUGUGCUGAUGUUAGUGAGACACCUCCAGUCAAAUCACAAUGAGUAACAACAGCCAUCCUUUGCGUCCACUGGCCUCUGUGUCAGAGAUUGACCACAUCCACCUGCUGUCAGAGCAGCUGGGUGCCUUGGUUCCAGGUGAAGAGUACAGUGAUGUCACCUUCGUUGUGGAGGAGAAACGCUUCCCCGCCCAUAGGGUCAUUUUGGCAGCACGAUGUCACUACUUCAGAGCUCUGCUGUAUGGAGGGAUGAAGGAGUCCCAGCCGCAGGCGGAGGUGACACUGGAGGAGACCCGAGCCGAGGCUUUCUCCAUGCUCCUCCACUACCUUUACACGGGCCGGGCUAGCCUCAGCUCAGCCCGCGAGGAGGUGCUGCUGGACUUCCUGGGUCUGGCCCACCGCUACGGCCUCCAGCCACUAGAGGACUCCACCUCUGAGUUCCUGCGCACCAUCCUGCACACGCACAACGUGUGUUUGGUGUUUGACGUGGCCAGCCUGUACUCUCUGGGUGUGCUCAGUGAAGCAUGCUGCGCCUACAUGGAUCGGCAUGCCCCGGAGGUCCUGGCCUCGGACAGCUUCCUCACGUUGUCCAAGACUGCUCUGCUGACUGUGGUACGGAGGGACUCGUUUGCAGCGAGCGAGAAGGAGAUCUUCCAGGCGCUGUGUCGCUGGUGCCGGCAGAACGGCGAGGGUGGUGCCACGCAGGAAGUGAUGUCGGCCGUGCGGCUGCCGCUCAUGAGUCUGAUGGAGAUGCUAAACGUGGUGCGUCCCUCGGGACUUCUCAGUCCAGACGACCUACUGGACGCCAUCAAGACGCGCUCAGAGAGCCGCGACAUGGACCUCAACUACCGCGGCAUCCUCAUCCCAGAAGAGAAUAUUGCCACUAUGAAGUACGGGGCCCAGGUGGUGAAGGGAGAGCUGAAGUCAGCGCUGCUGGACGGAGACACCCAGAACUACGACUUGGACCACGGCUUUUCAAGACACCCCAUAGAGGAGGACGGCUGCGCUGGCCUCCAGAUUAAGCUGGGCCAGGCCUACAUCCUGAACCAUAUCCGCAUCCUGCUCUGGGACAGAGACAGCCGGUCUUAUUCUUACUAUAUUGAAGUGUCCAUGGAUGAGCUGGAUUGGAUGCGUGUUGUAGACCAUUCCAAGUAUCUGUGUCGCUCUUGGCAGAACCUCUUCUUUACACCACGUGUGGCCAGGUACGUGCGCAUUGUAGGGACGCAUAACACUGUCAACAAGGUCUUCCAUCUAGUGAGUUUGGAGUGUAUGUUCACACACCGCUCAUUCACUCUGGAAAAAGGUCUUCUCGUCCCCAAUGAGAACGUGGCUACCAUCGCGGCCUGUUCCAGUGUCAUCGAGGGGGUGAGUCGGAGCAGAAACGCCCUGCUCAACGGGGACACCCACAACUACGACUGGGACUCUGGCUACACCUGUCACCAGCUGGGCUCUGGGGCCAUCGUCAUCCAACUGGCUCAGCCUUACUCUAUAGGCUCCUUAAGACUACUACUGUGGGACUGUGAUGAGCGAUCCUACAGUUACUACAUUGAGGUCUCCAACAAUCAGCAGGAGUGGACAAAGGUGGUGGACCGCACCAAGGUGCCAUGUCGUCUUGUUUUUCUUCCAACAGGUCAUGGCAGACACUCAAAUUCGACAAGCAGCCUGCCUCUUUUAUCCGCAUCGUAGGAACUCACAACUCCGCAAACGAGGUGUUCCAUUGUGUCCACUUUGAGUGUCCGGCCCAGUCUGAUGCGGAGGUGAAAGAGGGCAGUCCUGGGCAGGAGUCCAGUUCCACAUCCCAGAACCCCAGACCUGUUCGGCCCUCCCGUACCCACAGCCUGCUCCCCUCCCUGCCCUCCUCAUCCUCCACCUCACAACCCCACCUCUGAGAGAAAAGGAGAAACCCUCAAGGCCACCAUUUUGCACAGCCUUUAUCUAUCACACAGGAUGCACUGCUAAAAUGCUGCUAAGCAUACUAUCCAUUUUGAUAAAAGAUUGGCUUCUAUUGCAAUGAUGAACAUGUUUUUAGGGCGCUCAUACAGUCCUCCCUGUCUGAAAUUAUAGGCAAUGUUGGGGAAAAAAGGCUAUGGAGUAAAUUUGUCUGUGCAUUUUCCAUGAAGAUAUUGGCUAAAAUUUGCAGCCAGUUUAAGAGAACUCAAUAAGAACCUUUCAAAGCCUAUGGGCCAGGUGCUAUCCAGACAGUGGAGGUGUAAGCAGUACUGCUUGUCCAAAGAUUAACCAAUGGAAUACAGCAGUGAUGUUGGCAAUAAUAUCACAUUAAUGUUUUUCUUCUCUUUAAAAAAAAAUUACAAUCACAAUUGGAACAAGUUUUUAGAUUUGUCAUAAUUUCUAUGCUUUUUAAGUAGUUUAUUUGCACUUGUUGGUUAACUAGAAUUAUCAUGUUUACCUAUGGUUUUUAUUUGCUGAAUUCAUUCGCUUCACCCCCCUUGGGCUAAAAGACUAUUACUGUCUUGGCUUACAGUAGUAUGGCUGAGCUGACUUCAAUGUCUUGGUUCAAAUUGUUUGGUAUAUUCCUAAGCAAUAUUUAUGGUUUAUUUGCAGAGUCUAACUAUAUUUGUCACUUUAUUGUUCCCCAUAUUUACUGUAAAAGUUGUCUAGGUCUACUAACACAGGAAAACUGUGCUGGUAAUAGCUAUUUCCAUGAAUGGAUUUGUUUUUGUCAUUUUAUUAUCCUGACCUUUUGAUUAACAUUUGAUUAACAUUUCAAUUGCUGCUUGUGUUUACCUCUCACUUUUCAAUGAUUUUGUUUGUGUAGUUUUAUUUUGGCUCAACGAUUUAUCAAUGCUAUGCUUCCUAUCCUCCCUCACAUUUUCCCUCUUUAGUUUCCUGGCUCUUAAUAUAGCUCUUUCCUCUUCCAUCUAUCUCCUUUGCUAUUUUGGUAGCUUUCAUGUAGAUUUGACCAAUCUUUUUGAUAUUUUCACAUUGCUGCUAUUGCACAAGGGAUGAACAUUGACUUAAAGUAAAUGACUGUUAGUAGAAAGCAGGUGACCUUUCUCAUAUCUAUAUUUUCCAUUCUCGUUCCUGAAUAGUUUUGAUUGCAUUUUGUUGUAUUUUCUUAGUAUAAUAACAUCAUUACUGUCGGUUGCUUGUGUGUUAUUCUAUAUCACUGCCAUUACCAUACAGUGGUAUUUCUUUUCAAAAGAGGUCUCUCUUGAUAGAGAUUCAGCAGAAAGGUCUCAAUGUUUCACUGUUCAAAUAAUGGUGAUUGAUUUGUAAAGUCAAAGUUUGCACUACUCUCGUGGGCAACAAUUUUUUUUCUUCAAAUAUUGCGUAUGGAAAAUGUAGUGGCUCAAAUGUAUGGAAACGGCAUUAUGUCCUACGACUUAUUUUGCAGUACUUAGCGUUAGCAACCCUCAAACUUGAAAGACCAAAUGUUUUUAACAUUUCUGAUUAAUACAGGUGUUGAAUGCAGCCUUGGACAUCCAUUCUCAUGACACCAUACCCAGCUGGCAAUCAAGCUUUUAAACAAUGCUGUAUUAAACUUGUCAUCAUGACUCAUGUAUGUCUUUGUAUUUUGACAUGUUUUACACGACACUAAUAUUAUCAGAAAGCUGUCCAACUCUCUUGAGGGAGGAGUUAGACCAGUGUUUCUCAAACCUCUCCUCAGUGACCACAAGAGGUUUCACAAUUUAGUUGCAGACCUGAACUAGCUCACCCGAUUGACCUAGUCAAGAGCAUGAUGAUUAGGUGGAAAAUUGAAUCAGUUGCGCUAGCUGUGGAAUAGAUCGAACGCAUGGAAAGGCUGGGGUCCCCAAGGAGAGGUUUGACAACCACUGAGUUAGACUACAACUGGGAGGGAAUCAAUGAUUUAUAUCAGGGAUGGGAAAUUCCAGUUCUCUGGGGCUUGAUUGGUGUCACACAUUUUCUCCAGCCUUAUUGCUAACACACCUGAUUAAACUAAGUGUGUUCUAAACUGAAGACCAUGAUUAGUUGAUUAUUGGAGUCCAGUGUGUUACCUGGGGGUAAAAGUGUGUCGCCAAUCAGGCCCAGAGGACUAGUUUCCCAUCCCGUAUUUAUAUAUAUACACACGUCAUUGGAGGGAAUAGAUUCCAACACUUUCUCUGAAGAAUGCAUUUCAAGCACUGCAAUUACAACUUUCACAAUAUUGUUUUAUAUACUUCGAAUAAUAUGUGUUGUGUAAUUACUACUCUGACGUGGAAUGGAUUUUGUGAUCCUCCUGCUUCAAAGCUGAUCGAUGUUUUGGGUUGUCCCAAACAGACCAAGGGGGUUGGGACAUAGUAAAUAUCGCACUUUGUAAUACUUAUUGUUCAAUUUAAACCGUGAAAUAAAUAAACUGUUUUAUAUUACAUGUGUUUAAAAUGCAUAAAUCGAAAUAGUUGCUUCUGUGUCGGCGAGUAUACGUUCGUUAUCUCACCCACAUUCCCCCCUUUUAUUUUCGACCAUAAUGCCUCUCGUCCCAGUUGGUUCCUAUAUAGUUCAUUGCCCUCGUUACGCAGGAAUCUGAAACACUGGGGAUUGUGUUCAAAGCACGCCAUUUUGAUUCUAUUGAUAGGGCACAGUGCACGUUUUAUUCUAAAUGUGAGCCAUAAUGAGGGUCAGGUACCCGUAGUUUCCUGAUCUGAUUACUUUGUACAUGUCGGCCCGCUGUAUAAUACGUAUCGUCUUUGAGGCCAGACUGCCCCCACAGGCAAGAUAAAUAGGGUGGUCCCACGGAGAGGGACGCAGCACACGGUGUACCAUAGUGGAAUGAUAACGAGGUUGGAUAAAGCACUGACACCCCCUCUGGCUAUUCGUAGUAGCCGAGCGCCAGCUGAUUGCGUUGAGUCCGGUGUGGACACUUGAAUGCUCAAUUAAUCCAAACUGAGCCGUUUAUGACUAUUCGGAUCCCUGUGGCCGCUCGUGUCGGCAAAGCCAUCCACCUUCUUUGUCCAAAUUGACCGAGGACUAUUUAUAGAAGCGGAUAUCAUAUAUUUGAGUUGGCUGAAGAUCCUUGACAAAGACAAGGCCCCUGUCUCCUCCCCAGCCUUGCGUACCAUCAUUUUAUUGAAGACAUGGGGGAUACUGGUAGUGAGCGCAGCAAACCUUUACCAACUCGGUGUCCCUGUGGAUUUUGGGGGUCCAGUAAAACCAUGAACCUCUGCUCAAAAUGUUUUGCUGAUAUCGAGAAGAAGCAGACAGAUGAGGACUGUGCCCCAAAACCCAGCUCGAGCACUGGGAGUACCCAAUCGGCUGUCUUCAAUAGCGAGAUGAGUAGUAGCAGCAGCAAAAGUAGCCAAUCCCUAUUGUCGUCGCCACUCACUAACUCCGAGCAGCCAUCUGCAUCAACCGAAGACCCUGUCCCCAUGUUAUCUAAUACACAGGACGAACUAUUAUCAUGCACAGAAACAGCCCAAGGUACCCUCUGUACGCCCAAAAAACGUCCUUGCGAAUCAGGUACAGCCUUGCUCCUGCUCAGUGUUUGUGCAAAACUGUACGUUGGACUCUGACACCGUGUAACCUUCUGUUCUUUCAGCUUCAGGGCUGGAGAGCGAGGCGUCACCGGAGAAACGGGCACGGGGGGACUCUGAGGAGGGGGAGGCGGUUAGCGAGGAGCCUAGCCCAGGACCCAAGCAGAAAAACCGCCGGCGCUGCUAUCGCUGCCAAACCAAACUGGAGCUGGUACAGCAGGAACUGGGCUCCUGUCGCUGCGGCUACGUGUUCUGCAUGCUGCACCGUCUACCUGAGCAGCACGACUGCCUGUUCGACCACCUGGGGCGUGGGCGCGAGGAGGCCGUCCUCAAGAUGGUGAAGCUGGACCGCAAGGUGGGCCGCUCGUGCCAGCGCAUUGGAGAAGAGUGCUCCUGAGUUGCUCCCAUUGACCGCCCGUCUCCACACUAGGCACUUCAAGAGGGUGAAAGGAGCGAGGGAGGGAGUGGGGGAAGGGAGAGCGAGCAUGGUUGAAAUAGACUCACAAUUUGCCCCACCAUUCUGGAUCUUAGUAUUGUUGAUCCACUCCUGUUAGUCUUGACAGUUUGGACUCUGACUUGGACACUGUCACCACGGCAACCUCUGGAGCCACACUGUCACCACGGCAACCUCUGGAGCCACACUGUCACUAUCGCAUGUUCGUUUUCACAGCCUUAACUCGCCCAGUCUUCAGAUUCAACAAGGACCCUGUAAAGAAAGAACGGUCAGAUUAUUUAUUUUAGCACACAGCAGCGCCACCAUAGCGCAACACUCUUUCCCCUCUGCUUCACCGAUCACAAAAGAAGACUGUCUGCAACAGUACUUCCUAUAUGAAACUGACCUCUCUCUCCUUACCGGCUCCUUAGUUGUCUUUGUCAGCAGGUUUUCACUAUGUCAAUGGUCACUAAGGAACGGAACAUAGACCUGUCUGUCCCUAGACCACUCCUCAGGUUGUAGGAGGGUGGGAUAUCGACCUUUAACUCCCCCACCUUAUUUUCUCUUUUCCUUGCCCAAUGGCUCUGCAUGGCAUUGGAUUGAAUUGGCUUGUGUGUUGAGUGAGGACAUUGUUCCCCAGAUCCUGGGUCAGUUGUGGCCGUGUUUGUUCCUAUGAGUCUCUGCCAGAGUGGUUUGAAUCCAAACCAGACCACUAACCUUUGUACUGCAGCCAACCUCCUCCUCCGCUCCUCUUUUGGAUCAGUCUGAACAAAUGGACUGGAGACACACAAGCAGAAGCUCUUCUCUGCCUGCUGCCCUUUGAAUGAGUGAUGCUGUUCCUGCUCUUUGUUUUGUAAUGCACUCUACUCCCUCUUCUGUACAUACAAAAUCCCUGACUCCUUGGACUAUUGAACCAUGGCUCUGUUCAUAUGGCCAUAAUAGAAUACCACUUAGAAUGCAUGCCUGAUACGUUGGUUCAUUCUAAGUAGUAUACUGCUAGUCUGUUCCAUAUUUUCUCCUACUACCCUAGUCACACUACUUGACUGUGCUGGUCCCAAUGCUCAUCUCAUUCUUCACUCCAUCCCCCUCUCCUCUGCUUCCUUCGACUCUCACUGGUCCCCUUCUGGUGCGAGGGAUGAUUUGAAGGAUGGAGGGAGUGAUGUUUAGUGGUCAACAACAAAAAAGGAGCGUACCGUUGUGGCUGGUUUUAUUUUGAUAUUUUGCGACCUGUUCUCGCGAGUGCUAAUGGAAGAAAUAUCUUUCUGUAUCUUAAAAGAAAUUGUAUUUAACCAUAUGGUUUUUAUUGACUUACACACUAGCAUAGCGCUGCAUAUUUAGUUAAAUGUAUUAAAAAAAACUAACUUUUUUUCUUUUUCUCAUUGUAUUUGGCCUUUUUUGCUGAGGAUGAUUAAACUGGAUUAGAGAAGCGGGUCGUCUGUGUGAUCUUUAAAGUUGAAGUGUAUAAUGGCCGACUUUAUAAGGAGUCCAUCAAACAACGAAGUGCAAACCUUAUUGUCAAUGUCCGUAAUGGGGGGGGAAAAGCUCAAAUUGACACUUUACAUGCAACUUGUGAAAAGGAACAAUAAAUAUCAUACAAUUG